Molecule: messenger RNA, 318 nt
Organism: Heterotrigona itama
Lineage: Eukaryota; Metazoa; Arthropoda; Insecta; Hymenoptera; Apidae
Source: the annotation of a GenBank genome assembly
AUGGUCGAAGACUGCACACUGGUGUAUUACAGUUUCCCUAGAAUUCUCUUAACAAUGAUAGGACUUUGGCCAUAUCAGGACACGAAAUUCAUUUUAAGAAACAGCUUUAUCAGCUUCAAUUUCUUUCUGUUUAUCGUGGCUCAGUGUCUUCAAAACCCGAGAAUUCAUGCUAAAGUACGUUUCGUUCGUGCUGAUAAGCUUGGGCUCUUUUGCAAGGUACAAUAUAAAUUGGUAUCAACUCCCUGCAGUAAGUACUCGAUCGUCCAGUUAGAUAACAAUUUGCUUGUAAGCAUUUUGCAAAGUACACAUAAAUCGUAA